UUCCUAUUUCUCCCCCCCUCCCACCGUAUCUCUCCGUUUUAGCCGUGGAAUAAAUUAAACGCACCUUUUUUCGGUUGGCUCUUCCUAAUAGGAUGCUGAAACCAGCAGUCGAAAAUUAACGUUCAUUUGAAGCAGCUGACAGAGGCAGUGAGCGUUUUCUCGGUGCCAAAGACCUCCCUGAACAUCAGUUGCAGGGAUUAUCAAGUCCUGAUCCAGACAUGGAGCACCUCCUCCACCGCCUGCACCUCCUUCUGACUGUCAGCAUGCUGGCCUGUCAGUGUCCUGCGGUCAGCGGGCUCUUUGAGUGGCUGAGGCGGACAGAGGCACCUCCAGCAGCAGCGCCUCCUCCUCCUCCACCACCAGCACAUCUUGCCAGAGAUGUUCAGUUUGAGAUGGCAACGGCAGAUGAGAAGUUUUUGGCUGAAGCAAAGCAGAUGGAGCUCAGCCCGUUGGACAGCUGUCAUUACAGCGUGAUUGCUCGGCUAAAGAUGAGCUGUGACAGCCUCUCAGAGGAAAAGCUGGCAAAGCUUGGAGUGGAACUGUUUAACUGUCAGGCAGAGACUGAGGGGCGCCAGACCUACCCAUGCACAGAGGAAAUGACUAUCAAAGAAUGUACAGCAGACAUGGAUUCAGACACGUGGAAUGCUUACCACAUCGUGAGCAACCGAGCGCGUUCCGUUUGCUACGCGACUCGGCAGCAGCUUUUCCGGCGCAGAGCGGAGCACACGGUCAAUGCUCUCAUCUCCACGGCCACCAGCCAGCUGGGUGCAAUGAAAGACCUGAAGGAGGGCCAGCUAGAGUUGAAAGAACUGACGGCAGCAUCACUGGAAAAGCUGCUCGAGGGUCACAGCGCUCUGCGGGCCCAACAGGGGAAACUGCACGAGGGCCAGGAGCAAAUGGAGAGUUCACUGAGGGGCAACCUGGAGCGUCUGGGUCAGGAAAAGGCUCUCAUCGCCUCUGGACAGGAACUGGUAGCUCAGCUCAUUCAGGGAAUUACACAAAGGAUGGAGAACGUGAGCGAGCAUCUGCAGAUCCAGAGCUCAGAGGUGCAGGACAGCCACAAGGCGAUCGUUAAGGACCUGGCAGAUGUAAGACACCAAGCUCAGGACAUCUAUCAGAAAAUUGAUCACAGUAUGAUAGAGUUUCUACAGUAUCAGGAUCAGACCUCCCAGUACUACGCUGACCUGAUGAACAAACUAGAGCGCAUGAACAGCACUUUGGGAGUCAUGCUGCACUACCUCGAUAACACGCAGAGCCGGAUAGAGGACAGGCUUCACAUGAUCCAGGGCUACCUCGGCUGGGCAGGUCUGAGUCUGACAGCCGUGUGGACGUGCAUUGCACACACAGGAUAUUUUGUACUGUGUGCGGUCCUGCUGACGUUCCUGCGCUGUCCCGGUUUCUCCCGCGCCGCGCUGCUGCUCACCGUGCCUCUAAAUGCAGUGGCCGAAGUCAACCAGCAGCCAGCGCUGGAUCUCACCAGCCUCAGCCUGCUGCUGCUCACUCUGUCUCUGGGUCACUGGUUCAUGAAUCAGCUGUGGGCAUGCUUCCACAUCGCAAGAAAGCUGACUACCCCACUGCCACUCGACUCGUGCAUUACUGUGGAGCCACAGAAGCAGCCAGUGUUGUCGUGCAACUCAUAUCCACCGUCUUCUACACCACGGAAAGAUGAAGAGGAUGAUAUCGCUGAACGAGACAACCUGCUGAAUCAGGACAGCUUUUUAUCAGGCGAUCUUGGCGUAUCAGCGGUGUCUCCCCCUCAGAGGAAGUUUAUGCCAGAGUCGAGGUUUAUGCCCGUAAUCGGCACACCACAUCAGUCCACUCCCAGGUUUAUACCAGCGCUGCUUUCUUCAGCGGCUCUGAGUGAUGAUAUACCCCUGAUGAACUUGGGAAGUGCUUUUGAUGCAGUCAGUGACUCACGUGAUUUAGCAGCGAAUGACUCGCGAAGUGCAAGUCCCACGCCAUCACUGAUCAGCAACAGCUCCGUGUCGGGCCGUCUUCUGUGCAAUGGCAUCACAAAAACGGGGAAAGCUUGUAAGAAGAGAGCCGUGCCAGGACAGGAGUACUGCCGAGUCCAUGAAGGGGGGCAUUCCUCAUAUGUCCAGUCCUAAAAAGACUCAACUUUUUUUUUUUUUUGUCCUGUAAAAACGGCAAUGAACUGUUUUUAAUCACUUAGUUCUUCCUGCAUUGUAAGAUUGCUGAAUGAGCACUGAACAUC
Messenger RNA from Archocentrus centrarchus (flier cichlid), 2215 nucleotides. RefSeq names its product brambleberry (gene bmb). The transcript has 13 exons. The record is from RefSeq and is a predicted model, not a curated record. NCBI's taxonomy places the organism in Eukaryota, Metazoa, Chordata, Actinopteri, Cichliformes, Cichlidae. Bases 219 to 2108 code for a protein of 629 amino acids.